Nycticebus coucang (slow loris) is the source of this 7155-nucleotide messenger RNA. RefSeq names its product zinc finger protein 775 (gene ZNF775). Lineage: Eukaryota; Metazoa; Chordata; Mammalia; Primates; Lorisidae. The record is from RefSeq and is a predicted model, not a curated record. Gene Ontology annotation, molecular function: RNA polymerase II cis-regulatory region sequence-specific DNA binding; DNA-binding transcription factor activity. Gene Ontology annotation, biological process: regulation of transcription by RNA polymerase II. The transcript has 3 exons. Bases 3089 to 4750 code for a protein of 553 amino acids.
CAUAGUAGUAACAUGUCAAAAUUUCAGUUUUAGAAAAAUUGCUUUGGGUUCUGGGUGGCAAAUGGAUUGGAGGGGGCAAGGUAAGCCAUAAGACUGUCAAAAUCAGAUGAGAAGUAGUGGGGCCUGAACUUGGGAAGUGGUAGUAGGAGAUUUUGAAAGUAUUAAAAAUGGCCCCAGCUCUGCACCUGAGGCUCAAGCAGCUAAGGCGCCAGCCACAUACACCUGAGCUGGCAGGUUCAAAUCCAGCCCGGGCCUGCCAAACAACGAUGCCAGCUGCAACCAAAAAAUAGCUGGGCGUUGUGGCAGGUGCCUAUAGUCCCAGCUACUAGGGAGGCAGAGGCAAGAAAAUCGCUUAAGUCCAGGAGUUGGAGGUUGCUCUACUGAGGGCAACAGCUUGAGGCUCUGUCCCGGCUCCCCGCCCCUCCCCCCCCCCAAUGGCCCUGGUGGGACUUAGUGACCUACUGGUUGUGAGGGUGUUUGCACUAGGUGGUAGGUAUAGGUGUGGAGGUUUUGAGAAGCCUGAUGAAGAUUCACUGUCCCCUACCCCUUGACAGGGAUGCCCAGGGCAAAGUGCAGAGCUUGUUGGAGGUAGAUUAGUGGAUAUACCUGUCCCCCGCAUUAGUGGAUAUACUUAGCUGAGACAUCCAAAGUUUUUCAGGGCUGGUAGAGGCCUAGAGGGCAUAGCACUGUCCAAGUGUGCCAGAGACCUGCUUUGAGGCAGAGAAUAUAAUCACUCUGGGCUUUGCUUUCCUCAUUAAUUAAGGGGGGAACACUCUUUGAUUGCAGCAAGGGGUGUAAAAGUGUUCAUGAAUUAUAGUGUGACACUGUCCAAAGGGUUGUUGGUUUUGUUCCUUGUCUUUAGAUCAGGUCAUGAGGUUUUCCCAGGUCCUAACAGGCUCCUCAGUAUAAAUUAGAAUUGGGACUGGGGACUGUGAGUGUCAGGUCAUAUGGCUAAUGAGAAGCAAUCUCAGUCCCAGUUUGGGGCCUCUGAAUGGCUUUGCCCACUGUGGCCCAGUCUUUCUGUGGGACGAUGGCCUGUCCUCCUCCUGCUCUGUACUCCCCUCUGUCCCCACUUCUGAGAUUGAUGAUCUAAAUAUUUGGGAGGCUGAAGUCUGAAGAUGAUGGAGUGGGAAGGGUGGGGGCAGUGUAGGGGGUGACUGGUGCUGGGGAACUUCAGAAGUUGCAGAGGAGCAGAAUGGGUGAUAGGCAGGGACUGGAGAGCUAUCAGGGGUGUGGGGAUGAGAUCUCUUGGUAGGAAGGGGAUGCCCACCUGGUCUGGUCUGGGACCUCUGGGAGGAACGUCAGAACUGCCCUGCAAAGUGCAGGGCUCUGCACGCAGAGCCUCAACCCUCUUCCACUUGUGAAGCCAAGCAAGUGUGGAGGCAACUGUGAGCUCAGGGGCCUCACCUUUACUGUUAGGAACUCAAGGCCCAGAGUUAAAAGACUUGCCGGGGACAAGGAGCAGCUUAGUACGAAUUAUAGGUUGUGACAUAGGCCUGAAGUGGGGGUCUAGAGUCCUAGAGGAGGGACUGAAAAGGACAACCUUGUAAAGGAAUAGGCUUCAGGGGACAGCCCUGCAGGUUCAUUGCCUUUCAGGGCUCCUCAAAGCUGGCUGAAAGGCAAAGGGCCUGCUACUACCCUGUGGAUGAGAGCCUGGAGGCCAGGCCCUAGAAGAGUCUCAUAAGACACUGGGCUUACUACUGGGCACAGCCUUGUUGUUUUUCUAAAGAUUUCCAUCCUACUUUGCCCUCUCUUCAGCCAGCUGCAGCCCCUGCUGACCGGUGCCACCUCUCCUGCAGCAUAAGUGAUCUGAUGGCUCCCAGCUUGCCGUAGAUGGGUUGCUUCCAUUUCCACCCUCCUGAGUUCUUUUACCUGGGCAAAUGGGCCCAGUGGGUUGGCCAUGAAUGUGCAAGGACACUUGUGUCACUAAUGGACUGGCAUUUCAGUUUUCAUGAAUGCUGUGUAGUGAUUUCUGUUGAUAUGGAUUAUAGUGGCACAUGUGUGUCCGUAGAUCUGUAGGUAUGUCUGUAGGUUUUAUUUUAUUUUUUUGAGACAGAGUCUCAAGCUGUCACCCUGGGUAGAGUGUCGUGGCAUCACAGCUCACAGCAACCUCAAACUCUUGGGCUUAAGUGAUUCUCUUGCCUUAGCCUCUCAAGUAGCUGGGACUACAGGCACCCACCACAACACCUGGCUAUUUUUUGGUUGCAGUUGAUAUUGUUGCUUAGCAGACCCUAGCCGGGUUCAAACCCGCCACCCUAGGUGAAUGUGGCCGGUGCCCUUGCCGACUGAGCUACGGGCGCCACACCUGUCUGUAGGUUUCCUCUGUAUUUGCAGAUACUAUUUUGUAGCUGUUCUCAUGUGUAUGAAUAUCUCUGUAUUUUCAUAUCUUCAAACUUUUGUUUCCUUAGCUAUGUUUAGAUAUGAUUGCCUCUGGGUGUGUUUGUGUGUGCAUUUGGUGUUGAUGUCAGUUUCUCAUAUGCCCAUAAGCAUAUAUUUAAAAUUAAAACACCAGCUAUUAACUGAAAUUGUUUUUCAGGGAGAGAACAAUGCUUCCUGGCUUGUCCUCAGGUAUUUGUUGUUAGUGACAAAGUCUGGGGCCAGAGGAGCCUCUUCCUGGGAGUCCUCCAUUGCUUGUUUCAUUCAUUCAUUAUGUACUGAGUACCUUCUGCAUCUCAGGGACUGGCAGGGCAAGGGAGCAAGUCCCCACUCCCUGGGGUUCACAUGAGGAAGUUGUGCAGUGAGGACACACAGUCUCCUGUGAGGAGAGGACCAGGCUGCUUUGGGGACUAGGUAGACCUGGAAGGGAGAAGCAACUGUGGGUUGGAAAGGAUAGCGCUGACAGAAAGGGGCAGGCUGUUCAGGCAGUGGCCUGGGGUCUAGGGGGCCAGCUCCUGCCAGAGUCUCCGGUGACUGCAAGGGGCUAUUGGUACAGCUAGUCAGUGUCCAGCAAGUGAGGACCUGGUGGGGCCUCAUGGCUGAGAAGGGCCUGGUGCAGGGCCUUUGACCUGGUUUGGGGAGCUGCCUCCCACCCAACCCAAAGCCUCAGCUCCUGGUGGAAGAUGGCAGGGCAAGGACCUGGCCAACACUGAUGCUGGGGAGGCCUCUAGGGAUGGAGAGCUGCCUGGCCAGUGACAGCUCAGGAGAUGGGCUGGUGAUGAAGAUCAAGCAAGAGAAACCGGAGUGGCUGCUGCAGACGCUGGCGCCGCAGGCUGUGCUUUCCAAGAAAGAUAAGGAGAACAUUUUCCAGCAGCAUGGGGCCCUCCCACAAUGCCAGACCAUGGGAAGGCCUCGAGCCCUGGGGGGACAAGAGGAGGCUGGAGGUGCCCGGUGGACCCCUUCCACAGAGCAGGAUGGGGGGCUGGCAGGCCGGGCUCCCGGGGCAGCUCCCGCCCCCCUGAGCCCCGCGCUUUCUGUCAGUGAGGGUCACUUUGUGUGCCUGGACUGCGGGAAGCGGUUCAGCUGGUGGUCAUCCCUGAAGAUCCACCAGCGCACUCACACCGGGGAGAAGCCGUACCUCUGCGGCAAGUGCGGCAAGAGCUUCAGCCAGAAGCCCAAUCUGGCGCGCCACCAGCGGCACCACACGGGCGAGCGGCCCUUCUGCUGCCCUGAGUGCGCGAGACGCUUCAGCCAGAAGCAGCAUCUGCUCAAGCACCAGAAGACCCACUCCCGGCCCGCCACCCACUCGUGCCCCGAGUGCGAGCGCUGCUUCCGCCACCAGGUGGGCCUCCGCAUCCACCAGCGUGCGCACGCUCGGGACCGCCUGGGGGCCCGCGCAGGCCUGCACGAGCUGCUCCGGGACGCAGCGGCGCGCCGGGUCUGUCACCUACGGUCAGUGCCGCCACCGCCACCGCCGCGGGGGCGCCCCGAGUGGGCCUGGCUGGGGCUCUGCCAAGGCUGGUGGGGCCAGCCAGACGCCCGGACUGCAGAGCCCAGCCCCUCCGGGCCGGGCGAACAGCGUCAGUUCAUCUGCAACGAGUGCGGCAAGAGCUUCACCUGGUGGUCGUCGCUGAAUAUCCACCAGCGCAUCCACACUGGCGAGCGGCCCUACGUGUGCCCCGAGUGCGGCCGCCGCUUCAGCCAGAAGCCCAACCUCACGCGGCACCUGCGCAACCACACGGGCGAGCGCCCGCACCCGUGCCAGCACUGCGGCCGCGGCUUCCGCCAGAAGCAGCACCUGCUCAAGCACCUGCGCACGCACCUGCCGGCCGCGCCCACCGCGCCCUGUUCCCGCUGCGGGAAGAGCUGCCCCAGCCGCGCGGCACUGCGAGCCCACCAGCGCACGCAUGCCGCUGCCGAGCUGCUGCACCCCGAGCCCUCGGCCCCAGACAGGGAGCUGGGUCCCGACCCACAGUCUGGGCGGUCCCCAGGCUCAGCUGCUCGGCCGCGCAGCCCCCAGCGGCCCGGAGGAGCCAGCGACGUGCUGUGGGGUCGGGGGCGCACGGGCCUGGCGGGAGCUGGGGAGCCACGUCAGUUCAUCUGCAACGAGUGCGGGAAGAGCUUCUCGUGGUGGUCGGCGCUCACCAUCCACCAGCGCAUCCACACGGGCGAGCGGCCCUACGUGUGCCCCGAGUGCGGCCGCCGCUUCAGCCAGAAGCCCAACCUCACGCGGCACCGGCGCAACCACACCGGCGAGCGGCCAUACCUGUGUGCAGCCUGUGGCCGUGGCUUCCGCCAGAAGCAACACCUGCUCAAGCACCAGCGCGUGCAUCGCGGAGCCCUGGCACCCAGCCCCAAGGAGGAGGCGCUCUAGUGGACUGGGGUUGAGCAGACCUGUGGUGGAGGCAGGGGGAGGUUUGCGUGUGAGCGCCUGGGGAAUAGGGGCGGCCGGAGUGCAGGUUCUUAGAACCCCCUGCGGUAAAACCGAGAACAAAGCUCCAGAAGCAUCCCGAAGGAUGCUGGGUAAAGGUCCUAGGGUGUGUGGAGGGAGGAGGUAAGAGCGACGUUCCUCACCCCAGAACCUGAAGGUGUCGGUGAUGAGCUGGGGGCCGUCUGCUUACCUUUUCAGCGGUUAGAACCCAGGCCUCAAGCCUGGAGUCGGGGGAGAGGCAACUGGUGUGAAGUUGCCCAGGUCUGCACUGGUCAGCCAUAACACCAGGCUGUCACACUUAGGCUGCAGAAUGGCCAGGAAGCCACCCCUGUGGGAGAAUCCCAGCAGACUCAUUGACACCAAGGAUGGGAGCCAGAGGCUGUGGCUAGGGAAGGGCAAGCAUAUCCCCAGCACCAAGGCCAGUCAGCACUUAGUGGCCAUUCAGUAUUUCUGGAGUGGUUGGAUGUUCUCCGGCCUGAGUGCCCUGUUGCCCAGGGUGCUGGGUAUGGCAGGAUGACCCUAGAAAUGGUGUGUAUGUGAUGGGCAGGGGUGGGAUGGGCUUAGCUGAGGUUUGGUUGCUUGGGAGCUGGGCCGCAGAGCCUGAUGUGCUGCUCCUACUGUGGUUCCAGGCGUGCCCAGAGUGGCUUGGUUGACUUUAUGGACUUGGAUCCUUUCAAUCUCCAUGUUGCAGAAGAGAAAAUGAAGGAUGAGAUAUUCUGUGUGGUCUCAUUGUCCUCUCUAAGCCAACCAUUGCUAAGGCAAAGGUGUGUGUGUGCUGAGGAAUCUAUUUACCCGGAGCCCACUGCAGGGAGCUUUUUGCCAUGAACACAGCUUCUCCCCAUCCCUAGUUCUUGCCUGGGGUGGAGGGCAGUUUUCUCUCCUCUCCUUUCCAAGUUAGUUUUAUGUGUCCUCUCACAUACUGUCCUCUGCCAGUAUGUCCUGCCCCCAAGAGGUUACCCCUCAUGCCCAUCCAAAGAAGGGUUGGUUGAGGCCCUGGUCCUGCAGGAGAACCCAGGGUUGCAGCCCAGGCUGUAUUGUCCCAGAGUGGGGAGAAGUGGCAGAGGGAAAAGGUGGGUAUUGGGGUGCCAGGGUUGGAUAGCUGGGAGGUGAGAGGAAGAAAGGGGGGGAACUGUAUCUGUCUACCCUCCCCAUCCCCGGGGGGUCAGAUCCUUUGCUGAACAUGAGAAAUGCCACCUUCUCUAGGAGCUGCUGCAGUUUAGUCUGGCUUCUGAUCACUCUUCUCUUCAGAUCUUGUUUAAUCCUUCCUAUCUGGGAAGCUCUAGUUGUAGCAUCACACAAAGACAUGAAGGUGCUAGGGAGGACAAGGAGGACCAUCCCAACAGUUCACCUGAUGGGUAGCACAGUGCCUCAGAGGGUUAGCACUAAUUCCUGGUCCAGUUCUUGGACCACAAGCCUUGUGGUGUGACAUCUCGCACUGGGCAAUGUGUGCUGGAGUCAUUGCACUCACUGGGGCACUCAACUCUUAGGAUCAGCAGGAAACCAAACCAGAAGGGUUUUCCUGGGCACUAUCUCUGCCCACAGCACCCCUGUGCUCUGAUCUCUGGUGCCUGCCCCUGUCCUGGGGCUCCUCCCCCAGCCUGCCCGCCCUGCAUCUCAUCAGAACCUACUUUAACCAUGGGGGAGGCUUAGGAGUCAUUUGCUUCUUCCUUUUGUCACUUAGCAAAUCCUGAAAUCAACUUGAGCAAGCCCACCCGCCCUACAAGGACAUUCCUGAGUACCAUACUUCAUUCCUGGGUUAGCCACUGCCUGCAUGGUCCUGCGGAAACGCUGGUUGUUUAGAAUCAGGUGGUUGAGCAGGUAGUGCAGGCAGACACUGAAGAGCCAGCCCUGCAGUAGUGUCUUUUUUAUUUUUUAUUUUUUUUGCAGUUUUUGGCUUGGGCUCGGUUUGAACCUGCCACCUCCAGCAUAUGGGGCCGUUGCCCCACUCCUUUGAGCCACAGGCGCCGCUCAGUUUCUUUAUGAUAGAAUGUGUUCUCUUCCUUAUGUGGCCUGUGUUUAAUGAUAAAAUCAAUCUGACAGCUGUGUUGGUAGGACUUGGGGUUAAGGAGACCUAAUUGCAUUUUUUUUCCCUGUGCAAAUCUGUGAGAAUGCCUGUUAACUGACUCCAGGUGAUUGGGCCUCCCACAAAUGGGUGCUUUGGGUCACAAGGCAGAUGGGGUCAAAUUCCUGAGAGUGAAGAAUUACUGAGGUAUAUGCUCCAUUGACUAGGUCAGGGGACUCCACGUCACUGGUUCACUAAAUGAGCCUACUGUGUGCUAGACUUUUGGGGUGCUUUGACUAAGACACAGUCCCUGUUAUUUAGGAGCUUUAAGGACCUUCAUGGAAAA